ACAGCCUCCCCCGUCGCCCUUUCCCCAGGAGCCGACCCUUUUUCGCCCAACGCGACAGACCUUCUCUCUUCUGCACCCUCGAGUCGCGCGCCCGCCGACUCUUAAUAGCAGAACGACCCCGCUUCGAAUCUGAGAUUCGUCCGGCACCCCGCGCCACUCUGAAAGCGACUGCGACCUCACCCGCACUCGCCCACCUCCCACCACCACUCCACCACCUACCGCCUCCAAGCCCCAGGUACUAAUGAGUGCAUCCGCUUCAAACGCGCAGAACCCACCGAUCGCCGCUUCCUCGACCGCUACGCCCGCGAACAACUCCUCGUCUGGAUCGUCCGCCAACGUGGCCGCUGGUUCGGCUCAGGCCACUGCCCGCAGCUCGUACGCCAACGCGACCAAGAAGAUCUCUUCUCCUACGAUCGCGUCCAGCGGCGCGCCCGCGGCAGUGGGAGCCCCGCAGAGCGCACAGCAUGGCAAGAGCAGCUCCGUCUCCCCGGUGAACGGCAGCAGCAUCACGCCCGCCGUGCCCACUAUGCCCACCAUCGUGAGUGGCGGACCUAACGGCGACCACAGCCGCAAGUCCUCUGUUCACAUCAAGCAGACGCCCCCGACCUCUGGCGCGCCCUCUAACAUCAAGUUUGGCUCGCUCGCCGGCUCGCCUGCGCCUGCACCCGCCAUGCCUGUUGCUCAGGGCAGCAACCUGAACCCCCAGGCCCAGAACCCGCGUGUUGCUUCGCCUGCGCACUCGCCCUCGCCCAUUCCCACGCCCAUCUCAGGUGGACCCAAGCCAGACAGCCUGCCCACCCGCCCGAACUUGGUCUUUGGUGGCCAGGGCAGCGAGAGCACUGAUAGCAACCGCCCCGCUAUGCCUGCUCAACCCAACGGUCCCCCUCACAUGCGCCGCGAGUCGUCCCAGUCCUCACACAGCGGAUUCCCAGUAAACGGUGGCCGCGGACGUGGUUUUCAGCCGCAGCAGUACAACCAGUCGCCGCAGCCCUACCGUGCUAUGCCCAACCAGCCCAUGGGAGGACGAGGAGGCAUGGCCCCGGCUUUCACGCCCCAAGGUCUGCAGAACUCACCCUACCGCCAGAACCGCCCUAGCCCUUCGAUGGCACCUGCUACUAUGCACCAGCAGCAGCAUUUUGCUAACCCUCAGGGACAACCCUUUUACCCAGGACAACAAUACCCUCAGCCAAACAUGUACGGUAUGCCUCCUCAGGGUCUUGACCCAUACAACAACUACUACGGCCAGCCAGCGUACGGACUGCAGCAGUCUAUUCACUACCCUGGUGUUCCUAACAGCCCUGGCCGUGGUCAUGGCUUCCCUCAGCAGAUGCAAAACCCUUACUCGAUGCCCGGCCCUUACGGCCAGCCUCCUCAGGGACAGAGCAUGUCGCGCACUCCAUCGCAGAUGUCCGAGCGCCCGCCUUCUGCUGUUCCUCAGCCCUCAACUCCUGCGAUGACCAACGUUAACCACCACGCACACACUCCUAGCGUCACAUCCGCCAGCCCAGCACCAAGCUCGAGCGCUUUCGAGCGCCCGAAGAAGAAGAGCGCAGCCAUUGUCAUCAAGAAUGCAGAUGGAGAGGUUGUCGACUUCAACAAGCCCAAGGGAGCCGCCUCACCUGCACCCAAUGCCGCGCCUGCAGCGCCUGCUCAGUCCAAGUCCCCUGCCAUUGCCGCCACUCCUACGCCACCUCCUCGCGCUCCCAGUGCCACGGAUGCCACUCGCACUGAGGAGGCACCUGUCAAGUCCGCCAGCGAGAAGAAGGCCGACUUUGUCAAGCAGUUCCAGGAGAAGCUCCGUCUUCAAGAGGAGGCUGACAAGAAAGCUAAGGAUGAUGCUGACAACGAAGCCAAGGCUGCCGCCGAAGCCGAGCAGAAGAAAAAGGAUGAUGCUAAGGUGGCUGAAGAGAAGGCCGCUCAAGAUGCUAAAGCCAAGGAGGAGGCCGCCGCCAAAGAGGCCCAGGAGGCCAAGGAGGCUGAAGAGAAAGCUGCAAAGGAGGCCAAGGACAAGGAGGAGUCCGCCGCAGCUGCUAAGGCCUCUGAGGACGACGAAGCCGAGAAGAAGCGCAAGGAAGAGGAGGAGUUCGAGCGCAUGGUCGCCGAGAUGGAGGCAGAAGACGCGAGGCGCGAAGAGGAAGAGAAGCGCUUUGCGGAGGAGCAGGCGAAGAAGAAGGCGGAGGAGGCAGCUAAGGCUGGCGACAAGGUCAAGGCUCAAGAGGAGGCUCUGCGCAAAGCUGAGCGUGAAGCUGAAGCCGCUGAGCUUGCUCGCGAGAACGAGACGCCUGAGCAGAAGGCUGAGCGCGAGGCCAAGGAUAAGGAGAUGUUCGCUUCUCUGAAGAAGAACACCAUGUUCGGUCCCGGAGCUACCGGUGAGGAGCCCAGCGAAGACUCCGCACCUCCUGCAGCGGCUCCUACUCCCGCACCUAAGCCAGCAUCCGCCACGAAGCCUAAGCCGGCCGCUCUUAAGCUCGAAACCAACAAGCCUGUCGAGCCUGCUCAGCCCACCGCUGGUAUGGAGUCUCUCAAGACUGCUCGCUUCAUCCAGAUCCGUAACGAAGCUAUCAAUUACCCUGAGGGCAUCCAGUCUCCUAAUCCUGCAUUGAACCAGGGUUCCAAGAGUAAGGGUCGCCAGUACGACAAGGACUUCUUGCUUCAAUUCCAGGAAGUUUUCAAGGAGAAGCCGUCAGUCGAUUGGGAUCUCAAGCUCAAGGAGACCGUUGGUGAUGGCUCCGACUCUGCUCGUACUCCCUCUGUCCGUGGCAGCGCCGUUGGCCGUGCUCCUUCAGGUCGCUCUGGCCUAGGUGGUCCUGGUGGCAUGGGUAACUUCGGUCAGGGAGGUGCUUUUGGUGGCUCACGCACUUUGCCUCCUGGCACAACCUCGGAACAGCGCUUCCAGCAGGCCUCUGGCCGUGGUCCUGGUACAAUGACCAACCCUUUGGCACCUUUCGUACAAGGUGGCAGCCAGCGUGGCGGUUUCCCUAUGGCACCUGGCAUGUCCCGUUCAUCUUCUUUCCAGCCAGGACCCGGCUCUCCCCGUGUUGGCUCGCAGGGUGGUCGUGGUGAUCGCAGCCGCCGUGGUGGUGGUGGCCAGAAGGGUCACCAGGCAGACACUAAGACUAUGCCUCUUACUGCCGGUAAGGAGAUCAAGGACCUCGACAAGACAUCCAGUGGAUGGAAGCCUCACGGAUCCGAGAAGCAGGUUGUCACCGGCCACAUGGCUCCUGAUAUGGUCCAGCGCAAGGUCAAGGCUGCUCUCAACAAGAUGACGCCCGAGAAGUUCGACAAGAUCUCAGACCAGAUUCUCGAGAUUGCUGCACAGUCUAAGGACGAGACUGACGGUCGCACUCUUCGCCAGGUCAUUCAGCUUACCUUCGAGAAGGCUUGUGAUGAAGCUCACUGGUCUUCCAUGUACGCCAAGUUCUGCUACAAGAUGUUGAACACUAUGAGCCACGACAUCAAGGAUGAGAACGUCCGCGACAAGCAGGGCAACCCUGUCGUUGGUGGUGCUCUUUUCCGCAAGUACCUUCUGAACCGCUGUCAGGAAGAGUUCGAGCGUGGUUGGGAAGUCAAUCUCCCCGAGGCACCCGAGGAGGGCAAGGAAGCCACCAUGCUUUCGGACGAGUACUACAUUGCCGCUGCCGCCAAGCGCAAGGGUCUCGGUCUUAUCCAGUUCAUUGGUGAGCUUUACAAGCUGGGCAUGUUGACUCUGCGUAUCAUGCACGAGUGUGUCCUCAAGCUUUUGGACUUCGAAGGCCUGCCUGAUGAGUCUGCCAUUGAGAGCUUGGUCAAGCUCCUGCGCACCGUCGGUGCUACCAUGGAGUCUGCCGAGGCUGGCCCCAAGAUGAUCAAUAUGUACUUCGAACGUGUUGAGAAGGUCAUGAACAUGGAAGGCCUCCCAUCUCGUCUGCAGUUCAUGUUGCUCGACACAAUCGAUCUUCGCAAGGCCGGCUGGAAGUCUAAGGACAACCUCAAGGGUCCCAAGACCAUUGCCGAGAUUCACCAAGAAGCCGUCGCCGCACAGCAAGCCGCUGAGAUGGAGCGAUCUCGCUCCCAGCGUGGCGGAGGUGGUGGUCGUCUCCCAAUGGGCCGCGGCGACGCGCGCUCAUUCUCUGGCGGUAAUAUGAUGCCUCCUCCGGAUAACGGCGGCCGUGUACAGAUGGACGAUCUUCGCAAGCUCUCGAAGGGUGCAUCUGCCCGCGGACUUAACAACGCUGGUUCGCUCGGUCCCUCUAUGCUGGGUAGCCGCAGCGGCAGUGGCCGUCGUGGCCUCGGACCCGGUAUGAUGGGCCGUGGUGGCGAUGAGUCUGGUAACUCAUCCCGCACUGGCACUCCUGUCCAAAAGGAGAAGUCAACCGCACAUGCAAAUGCUUUCGAUGCGUUAGCAGCCCUUGAAGCCGAAGACAACGCUGGCGAGGUCAGCUCCCCACCACCAGCUGCCGCCGAGACGGAAUCCAAGCCGUCCGAGUGAUUACCUUCUACUUCGUUCCAGCGCGUGGCGGUCAUACCCAUAGACAGCACCACACGCGGUAAUCUAAUCGCUUGUUUCGUUGCAUAGACAGGGGCAUUUUCUGCGCGCAUUGUACUGCAUUUCGCAUCAAAACUAGCGGGGUCAAAAGUUCUUUGUUGUCGAUUCACAGGUCUCGAGAGGAUGGUGAUGUUUUGACCAUCUUUCGG
This is a messenger RNA of Macroventuria anomochaeta, 4674 nucleotides long. RefSeq lists its product as uncharacterized. Gene Ontology annotation, molecular function: protein binding; translation initiation factor activity; mRNA binding. Gene Ontology annotation, cellular component: eukaryotic translation initiation factor 4F complex. The transcript has 4 exons. Bases 242 to 4468 code for a protein of 1408 amino acids. NCBI's taxonomy places the organism in Eukaryota, Fungi, Ascomycota, Dothideomycetes, Pleosporales, Didymellaceae. The record is from RefSeq and is a predicted model, not a curated record.